UAUGUGAGAAACAAGAGGCGUUUGUUUCCCACACUGCGAGAGCCCGCCCGUGUAUCACACACACACACACACACACACACACACACACACACACACACACACACACACACACACACCCUCACUCACUGUGCUCUGCCGCUCUCUCAUCCGGCUGGGAGAGACCGAAGCAGCCUGGCAGAGAAACAGCGAGGAGGGGAGAGGAAACAGAGCGACGGAGAUGGCGAGCAUCAACAUGGGGCCGAGACCGCUGCUGCUGCUGCUGCUGCUCGCGUGGGUCUUAAUGGCCUUCCUAACGCCUAACGUCCGAUGUCUUAACGGCGACGAGGACCAGAGCCAGGACACCGAGUGCAAGAUGAAGAGCGUCACCGUGUCUGCGCUGCCGUUUCUGAGGGAAAACGACCUGAGCAUCAUGCACAGUCCGUCGGCCUCCGAGCCCAAGCUGCUGUUCUCCGUUAGAAACGAUUUUCCCGGGGACGUCGUGGUGGUGGACGACCUGGAAAACACCGAGCUCCCCUUUUUCGUCUUAGAGAUCUCUGGGAAUUCAGAGGACAUCCCUCUUGUGCGCUGGAGGCAGCAGUGGCUGGAGAAUGGCACUCUGCUCUUCCACAUCCACCACCAGGACGGCGGCCUGAGCCUCCCGGAGCCAACCGAAGACCCGGCCAACAAUUCUGCGAAGGAGGAGCUCCGCAUCCUGCACAUCUCCGUCAUGGGCGGGAUGAUCGCCCUUCUGCUGUCCAUCCUGUGCCUGGUCCUGAUACUCUACACCCGCAGGCGCUGGUGUAAACGCCGCCGCAUCCCUCAGCCCCAGAAGAGCGCUAGCGCCGAGGCAGCUAAUGAGAUCCACUACAUCCCCUCAGUGCUGAUGGGAGGCCAGGCCCGGGAGAGCUUGAGAAACUCCCGGGGUCAGGGGCCGAACUCCAGCGGCACCCUCAGCAUCCGGGAGACACCAAUUCUGGAUGGGUAUGAGUACGACAUUACCGACCUGCGUCACCAUCUGCAGCGGGAGUGUAUGAAUGGUGGUGAGGAGUUUGCCAGCCAGGUCACCCGUACCCUGGACUCCCUCCAGGGCUGUAAUGACAAGAAUAAUAUGGACCUCACCCCUGUGAGUGACAACACCAAGCUGGCCCUAAUGAACAAAUACAAGGACAACAUCAUCGCCACAAGCCCCAUCGACAGCAACCACCAGCAGAACACCCUGCUUCCUCACAACACCUCCACCAGCCAACGCAAGCGCCUCUCCAGCAACACCCGUGCGGGUUCAACUUUCUUGAACCCAGACGGGGACUCUGGGACGGAGGCAGACAGCGAGCCUCAGCUGGCCUUUUACACCGACCCAAACCGCAGUCGCCGCCGGAGUCGAGGUAUGAGAAAUGGUAAUGCCAACAGCGCGUGGGGCUCAGGGGCAGCAGGUUCCCCGCGGAGCCCCAUCAAUAAGACCACCCUGACUCUGAUCAGUGUCAUCAGCUGCGUGAUUGGCCUGGUUUACUCCUCUCACCUCUCCUGCAGCCUCUCAGUCCGGGUAAUCCUACAUGUGCCGGAGCACCUCAUCGCCGACGGAUCGAGGUUCAUUUUGCUCCAGGGGAGCCAGUUGGACGCCUCGGACUGGCUGAAUCCAGCCCAGAUCUUGUUGUACUACCAGCAGAAUGCCAGCGGGCCCUGGGUCAGUGAGCUGUGUGGACGACGCCUCCUGGACCCCUGUGAGCACCAGUGCGACCCAGAGACGGGAGAAUGCCUUUGCCUUGAUGGCUACAUGAAGGACCCGGUCCACAAACACCUCUGCAUCCGCAGUGAGUGGGGGCCCAAUCAGGGUCCCUGGCCUUACACCAUCUUCCAGCGCGGUUUUGAUCUUGUGAUGGGAGAACAGCCUUCUGAUCGCAUUUUCAGAUUCACGUACACCUUAGGGGAAGGAAUGUGGCUGCCGUUGAGUAAAAGCUUUGUCAUCCCCCCUGCCGAGCUCGCCAUCAACCCCUCAGCUAAGUGCAAGACGGACAUGACAGUCAUGGAGGACGCGGUGGACGUACGAGAGGAGUUGAUGAUCAGUUCAUCGUUCGACUCUUUGGAGGUUCUCCUGGACUCGUUUGGGCCCGUCAGAGACUGCACCAAAGACAACGGAGGCUGCAGCCGCAACUUCCGCUGCAUAUCAGACCGAAAGCUGGACUCCACCGGAUGUGUGUGCCCUCCAGGGUUGAGUCCUAUGAAGGAUGGGACCGGGUGCUACGACCACCACAUCGGCAUCGACUGCUCUGACGGUUUCAAUGGAGGAUGUGAGCAGCUGUGUCUCCAGCAGCUGGCUCCUCUAGAGGAUGACCCAACACUGUACAACAUCCAGAUGUUCUGUGGGUGUAUCGAGGACUACAAGCGGGGUCCAGAUGGGAGGUCAUGCCUGCCGCUGUCCGAGGCCUGCAUCGAGGGAAUAGACUGUGUGGAAACGGUGGACAUCCCCGCUAACCAGACUGUGUUCGGAGACCUCUUCUACGGAUACAACAACCACACCAGAGAGAGCACCUCCGGACAGAUCCUCAAGGCCACGUUCAGGCAGAAGAACUUUGCCCGAGGCAUCGAGCAGCAGCUCCCAGAUGGCAUGGUGGUGGCAUCGGUGCCAACAGAGGUUCAGUGCCACGAGGAGCUGUCGGACCCCGUGCCCGACCCAGAAUACCUCACAGGUAUGGUGAACUACAGCGAGGUGUCUGGCUACCCCCUCGUCCAGCACUGGAGUCUGCGCUCUGUGCUCUACCACGUCAAACUCAAUCAGUGGGUCCUCUCUCAAGCCUUCAGCUCGGCCAUCCAUUCUCUGGACGGGGCGACGCAGCGGAGCGACUUUGUCUCCAUCCUGAGGGAGUUUGGGAACCACUACGUGCAGGAGGCGGUGUACGGCUUCCAGGAGUCCUGUACCAUCUGGUACCCCAACAAACAAGUCCAGAGACAGCUGUGGCUGGAGUACCAGGACAUUAGCAAAGGUAACUCACCUUCGGAGGAGUCAGAGGAGCGCGACAAGGAGCCGAGGACGUUGACCUACCCUGCAUACAUCGCCAGCCUGCUGGACACAGGAGCAAAGCGCAUGGCAGCCGGAGUCCGCAUGGACUGCACCAGCCAAGGCCAGUGCCCGCGCUCCUGUCACCUCUGCCACAUGAGCCCGAGGGCAUCGCAAGGGCGGCAGCAAUCCGAGCCUGUCCUGCUCCAGAUCACCAAGGCCGCACCCAUCUAUGAGUUGGUGUCCAACAAUGAGACCUACCAGGCUCUUCAGGAGGCGAUGAUGAGCAUGCUGUGGUGUUCGGGGAAAGGUGAUGUUAUCGAUGACUGGUGUCGGUGUGAUUCCAGUGCUUUUGGCACAGACGGACUGCCCACCUGCGCCCCACUUCCCCAACCUAUGCUGAAGCUGUCUUACACCUACGAGCCCAGCAGCUCAUUGGUCAUCAUGGAGUGGAACCACACCGAGUCACCAAUCGGCGUGCGGAUUGUUGAUUACCUCAUCAGCCAGGAGAAGGUGACAGAGAGGACCGACCACUCCAAAGUUGAGACAGAAACCCUUUUGAGCUUUGUGGAUGACAUCUUGUCCGGGGCCAGGUCUCCAUGUGUGAUGUUAGGGGACAUCCCCAACCUCCUGUCCUCCUCCAUCAGCAUGAUCAUUCGCUGCCUGGAGCCCGACACCACAUACAUGUUCCGGCUGUGGGCAGUAGACAACACAGGGCGCCGGUCCAGUCCAAGUGAGGUCACCAUCAAAACUCCGUGUCCAACUGUGGAUGACGUCAAAGCACAAGAAAUAGCUGAUAAGAUCUAUAACCUGUUCAAUGGUUACACCAGUGGGAAGGAGCAGCAGACGGCCUACAACACUCUGAUGGACCUGGGCGCUCCCACGCUCCACCGUGUCCUCUACCACUACAACCAGCGCUACGAGAGCUUUGGAGAAUUCACCUGGAGGUGUGAGGAUGAGCUAGGACCCAGGAAGGCCGGCCUGAUCCUCUCCCAGUUAGACGAACUCUCCCCGUGGUGUAAAGGUCUUCUUCAGGAGCCGAAGAUUGGCCUUCGCAGAAUGUCCCUCAAGUUCCUGUCCUGCCGUUACACUGACACCAAGUCCUUCGGGCUGAACUGGUCUAAUAUGGGCCAGGAUGUACACAAGGCCUGUGACGAGCAGACGCUGACUGUCAUGUACAAUGACUACGGUGAGCCUAAGGAGCUGUAAAAUGACUUGAAGCUUUGAGUUUGGAUGUGUACAGGAAUAAUGGGGAUUUGUCAAACCCAACAAAGAAACAAAUCAAAUGCAGGUUUCACAUCUGUUUCCCUAAGCUAAAUGCAUUCAUGGUGUCAUCAGUAACUCCUAAACAUUAUUUGAAAUACCAUUUACUCUAUUUAGCUUUGUCCACAUUAUUGGUAAAUGUAUUCAAAGUCUCAGUCUAUCAGAGCAGAGGGUGAAUGAGAGGCAAAUUGUGAAAUGCAAUAUAUAUUCCUCCAUUAACAUUUACUGUGAAGCAGCUGCUGGCACAAGAUAAAAUUAGGCUCUUUCGAGAUGAACUGGAACUGAGAUCAGGCGACUGGAGGUGACAAAAACCUGCAGUCAAGUCUGUCAUUUUCCUGAAGCCUUCAAUGAAUAUACAGGACUUCACAGGAAUGUUUACAUCCUGUUAGGUCAAUCUGUAGGCUACCCAUUGUUUGCAGACCAUGUUUCAACAUAAAUUAACUUUAUUGUUAUCAUUAUCAACCACACAAGAAAUGUUUGUUAACAGAUUAAACCUUGCACAACACAAGACAAUAAUAGCCUACAAUGUAGUGCUGAAUAUUACAAAAUACUCAAUAUUACUAUAGUAAUAUAAUAUUACUGAAAUUUAGGAUUUGCUACUGCUUAUGGUCAAAACUAAGAGCCAGUCAGCUCUUUGGUCAGGUUACAGCCAGGCGUUUCCCAUCAUGCCCUGGGUCUUGCAGUCAGUGGAGAGCAACUGCGGCGCUGGGCUCCAAAAACUGAAGCCACCUCAAUCUCGUGAGGUUAUCGCUGUCCACGUGUUCAUGACAACAGAGCAAGUCGGCAUCGAGUCAAUUCAUUGUGUGGGAAUCUCUGUUGUUUACCUCCAAUGUUUUGCUUGGUUAAGCUGGUAUGUGUCUAAAUUUGGAUAUUUUUAAUUGCCGUUUAAUUUGAAAUAUUGCAAGGCAGGAAUGGAACAAUGUAUAAAGCAAGGAAAACGAAUAUGAGCCAGAGAUCAUUGAUGUUCCAUUAUUUUUUGGAGCUUUCUGAAAAAUAAAAGCACCUUUUGUAGCACGCCUCCAGCCCUCAAGUUCUCCAAUUCUUUACUAUUUUUAUCAUUUACAUGCAGAAUGGCAUGAAAAAAAUGUGGAAAAAAGUUGAAUACUAUCAAAACAUAUGGUAUUUCACAUUUUGUUUUCUAUUCAGUCAUGACAUUAAAUGCAAUUAUCUUAGAAAAACAAAAAUCUCAUGCAUUUUAUUUCACUUUAUUUCUUUGUUGGACCCAACAAUCUUUUAAAACUUUGAUAUAUAAUACAGAGCACCUUUUUUACUCUUUGUUGCAGAAAUCGACCAACUUAAUAGUGUAAUAGAGAGGAAAGCGUUUUGAGUCAGGUACUAAAAGAGCAGAUCUGGGACAUAAAGGACAGCUCCUUUGUGCCUGUUUAAAUCCAAACUCAGUCAUAUCUUUAGACAUGUUGGUGAAAAAUUACAAAAGGCAACUAUUGAUGUCAAACAAGUGGCCAAAAACCUGAUAGUGGCUGUGAAUUUUGGCCAGUACAGCCUGGAUACAGUUAGUUACUGCUCAGACCGGACUUCUAACCAAAAGUCAGCGCUUUGUUCUUGUUUACAUGCAAAAUGCAGGAGAUUCUUGGGCGAUGUAUAAAUUUAACCGUUAAAAUGUAUUGUAGCUUCACUUUCACUGGUACAUUCCAGCCAUUGGUUCAUAUUUUACAGCUUCUGACGCUUGCCGUACGCAUUUAUUAUGAAUAACUGCAGCACACCCAGCAGGUGAACACUUCAUGGGCUAAAACAUCAUGUAUCUCCUCAGCUGUGAUUUGCUAUUGGCUGCUGUAUUGUGUGGAGUUGCUUACACAUCAAAUCUUAUCAAAACUUUUCAACUAUCACUUCUCUUUUGACAUAUUUUGAGUGACGUCAGCCUCUCAAACGAGUACUUAGGAACCUGGUUUGGUCUUAAUGCAGUCCAAUGUAUUUAAGUAAAUGUCAUGUAGCGACAACGGGAACAAAGCCAGUAUUUUGCAGUUAUCCGUGUUUGGAUGAGAAAGGUUGAGGUAGCAUUUAAGCAUUUGAAGCUAAAGAGAUUUUAGAAAGACAGGAUGGUCUCCUGGGAGUUAUUUUGGUAGUAUAGACAUUCAAAACAAACUUUGUACAUAGCAUUAUCAUUAUCAAGUUUUAGUGAUAUAACCUGCUGAAUGUAGUAUUGAUAGUUUGCAUUUAUAACUGAAGUUGUUAUAAAGGAGUUUUACUAAAUAACAGAGGAAGUACACAGGGUUCAUUUUCUGUUCAAUAAAAUCUGCCAAACCAUUUGACAGUAUUUUCAUUUCUUGUUCUACAGUUUUCACAUCCUCCACAAUCUAACCACUGACGCUGUUAAAAGUGAUAAUUCUGUAUUGAAACUGCAAAUUAACAGUGUCUCAAUGUUUUAAACUGCUUCUCUGUAUGAUUAAACUUCAUGCAAUAAUGUACAAGUCUUGAGAAAGGUUUUUCUGACAUUUCCACGGAUACUGUGUGUUUAUCGUAAGUAUACUUUAACUUUCCUUUGACCUCUGUUUGUCAUUAUUUUAUCGCUGUGCAGUGGCCAUGUUGGAGAUUGAUGUCAAAGAAAUGCAAAUGUAUAUUAGUGGUUGAUUUUUAACAAAUCUCAUAUGUGAAUACUAAACACUUGUAGAUUUUUGUAUAGGCAGCAAAGUAUUUCAUAAAUGCAUCACAUUAUAGCACAGCACAGUGUUUCUCUUCUGUAUAUAAAUGUACAACAGGUGAUAUUUUACAACAUUUAGGUGUGCUUUAGUAGAUACAAUAUUGUACUGUAAUAUCUGCUGUGUAGCUUUAGUCAAACAAUUGGAUUAAUCCCAGUGAUUGCAGUUCUGUAAAGAGCAGAGUUUGACUUUCUUUGAUCUGAUGUUGACCACUAUCUGAAACUGGACUGAAAUGAACUGUGACUGACUGGUUGAUUAAAAGACGACAGUGUCAUUGUGUUUGUACAAAAAGGGUAAAAUGACAAGCUAAGUGGGAAUGAACAUGAAAUGAAUAAGGUAUCAAGGAGACCUGUUGACCUCUUAGAGAGAUACAAACCAAGCAUCUACUACCUGCAUGAGAUUAUUCUGUCUAUACUGUAUGUGGCUAUUAUAAACUUUUUCACUUUGAUCUUUGCUACUUCAAAGAACAAUAAAGAAUAUAUUGUGAAAA
Molecule: messenger RNA, 7378 nt
Organism: Dicentrarchus labrax (European seabass)
Lineage: Eukaryota; Metazoa; Chordata; Actinopteri; Moronidae
Gene: astn1
Product: astrotactin 1
Exons: 24
Coding region: 218-4180 (1320 amino acids)
Biological process (GO): neuron cell-cell adhesion; neuron migration
Molecular function (GO): protein binding
Source: RefSeq, a predicted model, not a curated record